Molecule: messenger RNA, 3848 nt
Organism: Vigna angularis (adzuki bean)
Lineage: Eukaryota; Viridiplantae; Streptophyta; Magnoliopsida; Fabales; Fabaceae
Product: disease resistance protein RPV1-like
Exons: 5
Coding region: 67-3225 (1052 amino acids)
Biological process (GO): defense response; signal transduction
Molecular function (GO): ADP binding
Source: RefSeq, a predicted model, not a curated record
GAUAUUUUCAGUUCGUACCAUUUGGGUGCUUAGUUUGACCUUUCAGCAUAGACGUUGACUUGAAUUAUGGAAUGUGUGGUUUCUGCAACUGAUGCUGCUGAUUCUUGUUCUUCUUCGUCCAAAUCAAAAACCCAUUGGAGAUACGAUGUGUUUCUGAAUUUCAGAGGAGGAGACACUCGCAGCACCUUCGUAUCUCAUCUCCACAGUGCGCUCUCGAACGCGGGAGUCCACACUUUCAUCGAUGUGGGACUUCAUAAGGGACAGAACCUGGGGCCAGAGCUGCUGCGAGCAAUUGAAGGGUCUCAGAUAGCAAUAGUUGUUUUCUCAAGAAACUACGCGGAAUCAAGUUGGUGCCUUGAGGAGUUGGCAAAAAUUGCAGAAUGUCACAGAACUCAUGGGCAAGUGGUUGUGCCAAUAUUUUACGACGUCGAUCCAUCGGUUGUGCGCAGACAAACGGGUGAUUUUGGAAAAGCGAUGGAAGCAGUUGCUGUCAGAACAUUCCCUAGUAAGACGUUGCUAGAUUCGUUGGUGAGAUGGAGUGAUGCACUCAACCAGGUUGCAAAUUUUACUGGUUGGGAUACGAGGCAAUGCAGGGAUGAAGCAGAACAAGUGAAGAAAAUUGUCCAGGGAGUUUUGGCAGCGCUAGACAACACAUCAUUAUCUAUUACCCAAUUUCCAGUUGGUUUAGAAUCCCGUGUGAAAGAAGUGAUUAUGUUUAUUGAAAAUCAAUCAAGCAAAGCUUGCAAAAUAGGGAUAUGGGGGAUGGGAGGAUCAGGUAAGACAACCACAGCGAAAUCCAUCUACAAUCAAAUUCGUCGUACAUAUGACUAUAGAAGUUUCAUCGAAAACAUUAGACAAGUUUGUGAACAGGACAGUAAAGGGUAUAUUCAUUUUCAAGAACAGCUUCUUUUAGAUAUCCUAAAAUCAGAAGUUAAGGUACAUAGUACGGAAGCAGGGACCACUUUGAUUGAGGAAAGACUUCGUGGAAAAAGCACACUCGUUGUACUUGAUGAUGUGACUAAGUUGGAGCAAGUGCAUGCCCUGUGUGGAAAUCGUAAAUGGAUAAGCUCAGGAAGUGUGUUUAUUGUUACAUCUAGAGACAUACGAUUACUUCAUUUACUUGAAGUUGAUUACAUUUAUACAGUGGAGGAAAUGAAUGAAAGUGAGUCUCUUGAGCUUUUUAGUUGGCAUGCUUUUAGGGAAUUAACUCCGACACAUGAUUUCAUUGAACUCUCAAGAAAUGUAGUUUCUUAUUGUGGAGGACUACCUCUAGCCCUUGAAGUUCUUGGUUCUUACUUGCACAAGAGAACCAAACAGGAGUGGAGAAGUGUGUUAUCUAAGCUAAGAAUAAUUCCCAAUGAUCAAGUUCAGAAGAAAUUGAGAAUAAGCUUUGAUGGUUUAGAGGAUCAGAUGGAAAGGGAUAUAUUUCUUGACAUUUGUUGUUUCUUUAUUGGGAAAGAGAGAGGUUAUGUUACGGAGAUACUGAAUGGCUGUGGACUGCAUGCUGAUAUUGGAAUAACAGUUCUUAUAGAGCGUAGUCUGGUGAAAGUUGAAGAGAAUAAUAAACUUGGAAUGCAUGAUUUGGUACGAGACAUGGGAAGAGAGAUCAUUCGUCACAGUUCUCCACAGGAUCCUGGGAAGCGCACCCGAUUGUGGUUUCAGGAGGAUGUACUAGAUGUAUUGACAAAUAAUACUGGGACAGAAGCCAUUGAGGGAUUGGCAUUGAAAUCGCAUGGAACUGGUAGAGAUUGCUUUGAAGCAAAUGCUUUUAAGGAAAUGAAAAGAUUGAAACUGUUGAAACUUCACUCUGUACAACUCACUGGAUCUUUUGGGCAUCUUUCUAAGCAGUUGAGAUGGAUCUGUUGGCAAGGAUUUCCUCUGAAAUACAUACCUGUAAACUUUUAUCAAGGAAGUGUAGUUGCAAUAAACUUAAAACACAGUCAUCUUAAACUAGUCUGGAAGGAAACUCAGUUGUUGAAGUGGCUAAAAAUCCUCAAUCUUAGUCAUUCCAAAAACUUGACCAUCACCCCAGACUUUUCUAAACUACCUAAUCUUGAAAAACUCAUUCUCAAAGAUUGUCCAAGUUUGUGCAAACUGCACCAGUCCAUUGGAGAUCUCUGCAAACUUCUUCUGCUAAAUUUGAAGGACUGUACAAAUCUUAGCAGUCUGCCAAGGAGGACCUAUAAGUUGAAAUCUGUGAAAACUCUAAUCCUUUCUGGUUGUUUGAAGAUGGACAAAUUGGAUGAAGACAUAGUGCAGAUGGAAUCCUUGACUACUUUAGUCGCGGAAAAUAUUGCGGUGAAACAAAUUCCCUUUUCGAUAGUAAGAUCAAAAAGCAUUGGAUAUAUAUCACUGUGUGGACAUAAAGGAUUGUCACGUAAUGUUUUUCCAUCUAUCAUUUGGUCUUGGAUGUCACCAAAAAUAAAUCCUCUAUCUGGUAUUUACCCAUGUUGGAGCAUGUCAUCGUCUCUAACCUCCAUAGAUGUGCAGAGUAACAAUUUGGGUGAUCUAGCAUCAACGCUUACAAGCCUUUCAAAACUUCGUAGUGUUUUGUUGCAUUGUGACACGGAGUUUCAGCUGUCUAAAGAAUUAAGAACAAUUCUGGAUGAUGUGUAUGACGUAAGUUCAAUUAAAUUAGAAAUAAGGUCAAAUGAAUCGCAGAUAACAAACCAUUCGUUGAGGCCUUAUUUGAUUGGAAUAGGAUGCUACCAUGAAGUCUUCAAUACUCUCAACAAGAGCAUAUCAGAGGGAUUCACUACCGAUGAGUUUUGUGAUGUUUUUCUUCCGGGUGACAACUAUCCACUUUGGUUGACUCGUACAGGUGAAGGACAUUCCGUUCUUUUCAGAGUCCCUGAGGAUCGUAAUUGUCUCAUGACUGGAAUGUUUUUGUGUGUUGUUUAUUCAUCAGCCCUUGAAAAAGUUGCACAUGAAUGCCUUCUUAGUGUCUUGAUAGUUAAUUACACAAAGUGCACCAUUCAAAUAUACAAACGAGACACAGUAAUUUCUUUCAAUGAAGAAGAUUGGAACAAAAUAAUAUCACAGCUAGGAUUUGGUGACCAAGUGGAGAUUUUCGUAACUUUUGGGCAUGAAUUGAUUGUCAUGAAGAUGGCUAUCUAUCUAUUAUAUACUGAAUCAGCUGACAUGCCAAUGAAUCCUUCUUUGGAACCAAAGGAAAAUGCCCUCCUUAGAUUCCUAAACAGAAUUGUAAUGUGUGACUUUUGGUAAGCCAUAUCUUUUUUAGGAAUAAAUCAGUAUUCCUUAUGGUAUCGAAUUAAAUCUUAGUUUCCUUAAUUGAUAAACCUCUGUUGGGUAAACGUUAAAUGGAUGGGACCCACCACUAUGCUGAUUGAGGGAUGUGUCUUCACUUUAGCUAAAGUCUUCCGGAAAGUGCUUCUUGUUUUAUGGUUUUUGUAUUGUGCACUGUGUUUGUCAUUUGUAUGAACCUCACUUAUAAAAGUGUGGGAGAAUAAUUGUAGGAUGCACCACCACCGAGAGAAAGAGAAAAGGAAGAAGGAAUAAGAAAGUUUGUGUGUGCCGAGAGGAAGAGAAAAACAGAGUGAUGCUUGUGAGUUUUUAGAGUGUUGUGUUUACGUACUCCUGUAUUAGAAAGUUCUAAAUAAGAGAUAUAUUUUUAUAGAUACCAACAAAUUGGUAUCAGAGCUGUGAGAACUUGAGUGUCCGAGAAAUAAAAAAGAGAGUGAGAAAUGGCAAACCUUGCAAACAGUGUGUCCCUUCCUCAAUUGACAAAGAAAGUCAACUUUGAUAAUUGGAGUGUGCAGAUGAGAGCUCUUCUUGGAUCCCAAGACGUAUGGGAUGUAGUGGAGAGUGGGUACGAAGAACCCACAGAU